UCCAUGACAGUUCACAUUUGGAAAACCUCCCCUCUAAACCUCCAAGUCCCCGGAUAAACCCCAGCUCCUCCACAACAACACUCAAGCAUGUUCUUCUACCCUUGACAAAGCUAAUAACACUCCAACGAUUCUCCUCAAAUUUCCAUGUCUUCAACAAUUCUCAUCCCCAAUCUCCAAACAAAACUCUUCUUCAAACCCCUAUCCCCAUCCCCAUCACCAUGCCGUCGCAAAAAGUUCAAAUCUUCCCGCCCCAGACCCUUAUUCAUAGCUUCUGCUUCUGGGAAUCCAAAUGGGUUUUCCUGGGAAAGGCUUUCGAGCUCCAUUCGUCUCGGUUCGGAGCGAUUUCUGACCAAAUUUGGCGAGGCAGUGAUGAAGGAGACUGGCAUUGAUUCUGGGGAUGCACAGAAGUUCAUUUCUCGAGUUUCGAGCCAGGUUGAGGAUACUGCGAGUAACUUUGAAGCUGGGUUCCAUCGUUUUAGGUUUCAAUUGGUUCCUGAAUUCUUCAAUUGGAACAAAUGGGAUAAUUGGAAAGACGUAAAAAAUUGGGAACCUAAACGCCUUGGUGUCUUGUUUCUCUAUUUGAUUGCUAUUGUCGUUUCUUCUCGAAAAAUUUACACUGGUCUUCAAGCUCCUCGCAUUGCGCAUGAGAAGAAAGAGUUGAUGGAAGCGUAUAUGGAGGCAUUGAUUCCUGAUCCAACAUCAAGUAAUAUCAGGAGGUUGAAGAAAGGCAUGUGGAGAAAAACAAUGCCUAAAGGACUAAAAAUGAAGAAGUUUGUUGAAGGACCCAAUGGGACUCUAAUUCAUGAUAGUUCAUAUGUUGGAGAAGAUGCUUGGGAUGAAGAUAUAAAUCACCCUCUGGAAAAUGUGAAAGGAAUUAUCAACAAUGAUACAAGUUUAAGUGCAGAAGAGAAGAGAGCAGUUCAAAGUGAGAUUGGGGUUUCAGCUCAAAAGCAAGUGCUUACAGGAUCAUGGCGAGAAAGGCUUAAGGAAUGGACGGAAAUUCUGGAAAAGGAGAAGUUGGCAGAGCAAAUAAGCCCUUUAAAUGUAAAAUAUUCAGUUGAAUUUGACAUGGAUGAAGUUGAAGACAGUCUUCGAAAAGAUGUUUUAGAAAAGGCAUCAGAUGCAAAAGGAGCUAGGGCUUCAUGGAUAUCUAAGCGUUGGUGGCGGUAUCGACCCAAACUACCAUAUACUUACUUUCUUGACAAGCUCAAUAGCUCAGAGGUUGCUGCUGCUGUCUUCACCGAAGAUCUGAAGAGGUUGUAUGUGACAAUGAAGGAAGGUUUCCCGUUGGAGUACGUUGUUGAUAUCCCUCUAGAUCCAUACUUGUUUGAGACUAUUACAAAUUCCGGGGUUGAGGUGGAUCUUCUUCAGAAACGGCAAAUCCAUUAUUUUAUGAAAGUUUUGAUUGCAUUAUUACCUGGAAUUCUGGUUUUGUGGUUUAUGCGAGAGUCCUUGAUGCUACUGCACAUAGCUUCAAGCCGCUUUCUUUAUAAGAAGUAUAACCAACUGUUUGACAUGGCAUACGCAGAGAACUUUAUUUUGCCUGUUGGUGAAGAUGUUGAAACGAAGGCAAUGUACAAAGAAGUAAUAUUAGGGGGUGACGUUUGGGAUCUUCUUGAUGAAAUAAUGGUAUACAUGAGAAACCCUAUGCAGUUCUUUGAAAGGGAGGUGCAGUUUGUGAGGGGUAUUCUUCUUUCAGGACCUCCAGGUACUGGAAAAACACUAUUUGCAAGAACACUUUCAAAGGAAAGUGGUUUGCCUUUUGUGUUUGCUUCAGGGGCAGAGUUUACUGAUAGUGAGAAAAGUGGUGCAGCAAGGAUCAACGAAAUAUUUUCAAUAGCACGGAGAAAUGCUCCGUCAUUUGUUUUCAUCGAUGAAAUUGAUGCCAUAGCGGGAAGGCAUGCUAGAAAUGAUCCUCGAAGAAGAGCAACAUUCGAGGCCUUAAUUUCUCAGCUGGAUGGAGACAAAGUGAAGACUGGGGUUGACCGGUUCUCGCUUAGACAAGCAGUGAUUUUCAUCUGUGCGACUAAUAGACCAGAUGAAUUAGACAUAGAAUUUGUCCGUGCAGGACGUAUAGACCGUCGUUUGUACAUCGGAUUGCCUGAUGCAAAGCAGCGAGUGCAAAUUUUCGGGGUGCAUAGUACAGGGAAGCAGCUGGCUGAAGAUGUUGAUUUUGGAAAGCUUGUGUUUCGCACUGUUGGCUAUUCCGGGGCUGAUAUCCGCAAUCUUGUCAAUGAAGCAGGAAUAAUGUCUGUGAGGAAAGGGCAUUCUAUGAUUUGCCAACAAGACGUUGUUGAUGUCCUGGACAAGCAAUUGCUCGAGGGUAUGGGUGUGCUGCUAACCGAGGAGGAGCAGCAAAAAUGUGAACAGAGUGUAUCUCCUGAAAAGAAGAGUCUACUAGCCGUGCAUGAAGCUGGUCAUAUAGUGUUAGCUCAUCUAUUUCCAAGAUUCGAUUGGCACGCUUUUUCUCAGCUGCUGCCUGGUGGUAAGGAAACAGCCAUAUCUGUCUUUUAUCCAAGGGAAGAUAUGGUGGACCAAGGAUAUACAACCUUUGGUUAUAUGAUGAUGCAAAUGAUUGUGGCUCAUGGGGGCCGCUGUGCUGAACGUAUUGUAUAUGGUGAUGACGUAACUGAUGGAGGAAAAGACGAUCUAGAAAAGAUCACAAAGAUUGCUAGGGAGAUGGUCAUUAGCCCGAGAAAUUCUAGGUUGGGACUAACAGCAUUAACAAAAAAAAUUGGGCUUAUGGACCAACCAGACAGUCCAGAUGGUGAAUUGUUAAAAUACAAGUGGGAUGAUCCACAUGUGAUUCCUGCAGAGAUGACGAUUGAAGUAUCCGAACUCUUCACUCGAGAAUUGACAAGGUAUAUUGAAGAAACUGAAGAACUGGCAAUCAAGGGUUUGAAGGAGAAUAGACAUAUACUUGAUGCAAUUUCCAGGGAGCUGCUGGAAAAAUCUAGGAUCACUGGACUGGAUGUUGAGGAUAGAAUGAAAGGACUCUCUCCAAUAAUGUUUGAAGAUUUUGUACAACCAUUCCAAAUUGAUUUAGAUGAGGAUGGUCCCGUGCCUCAUAAUGAGCGGUUACGUUACCAACCACUGGACAUAUACCCUGCACCACUUCACAGGAGUUAAGGCCCGCCAAGUUCAUGUGAUGUUGAUCAUUUCGCAUCACUUGAUGUACUGCAAGUGGUGAGACGGACAAACUCAAUUUUUUCCUGGACUCUCAUCAGGAUGACAAGUCUCAUCAAAUGCUGGAUAUAGAGCUCGACAUCACUUUUUAAGGAUGCGUUUGGCAGCAACUUAUCGAAGCAAAUGCAAACAUGGACCCGGCCUGCUACAAAUCAAGAUACAAAAAUCAGGGUAUUUUCGUGAGUCUCGUGGCCAUUUCAUUUUAUACCUCGAUUAUUAGGGUUUGCCCACAAAACAGGUUUAUCAUGAUUCAUAGUGUAUCAUUGUAGAUGUUUAGGUAAUUUGUUGGAGCAGGAGAGACUGAGAGUAUAUAUUUAUGAGCCUCAUCUAUAGCCUGUAAAUUUGUUGAUUAUAUACUGGAAUUCUUCUUUUACAAGAAUAUUGUCUACAAUAAAAAAAAAAAAAAAAUGGAAGGGAGCUACAAAUGAAAUAGCAGUUGCACUUUUCUA
Molecule: messenger RNA, 3635 nt
Organism: Spinacia oleracea (spinach)
Lineage: Eukaryota; Viridiplantae; Streptophyta; Magnoliopsida; Caryophyllales; Amaranthaceae
Product: ATP-dependent zinc metalloprotease FTSH 12, chloroplastic
Exons: 19
Coding region: 145-3129 (994 amino acids)
Biological process (GO): embryo development ending in seed dormancy; mitochondrial protein processing
Cellular component (GO): chloroplast thylakoid membrane; m-AAA complex
Molecular function (GO): metalloendopeptidase activity; ATP hydrolysis activity; ATP-dependent peptidase activity
Source: RefSeq, a predicted model, not a curated record